Molecule: messenger RNA, 2826 nt
Organism: Nicotiana tabacum (common tobacco)
Lineage: Eukaryota; Viridiplantae; Streptophyta; Magnoliopsida; Solanales; Solanaceae
Source: RefSeq, a predicted model, not a curated record
AAAGAAAAGGAAAGUAAGCUCCAAAAUUUCACGGUAUCCCUCCAAAUUGUCUUUCACCCUAAAAUCUCUCAAACUUUCAGCCUAAAAUCCCUAACAGACUGCCGAUCGAACUCCUUCAAAAUUCAGAAUCUCAGCCACUAAACUCCUUCAAAAUUCAAAAGGUCAAAAACUCUAAGAAAGGUCACAAAGAGCGAGCGAGGCGGCUGCUAAACUUCGGCAUCCAGAACUCUGUUCAAUUUCUUCUUUGGAGGCCGCUAAUCCUCCAAAGUACUUUACAUAAAUUAUACUAUUGGAUUAUCCGCUAAACAAGAGUUGCACAAUUGUAUAAAGAAGAUGAUAGUCAGAUCAUGGAAGAUUUCCUUGCACUUUCACGCGGUCCGAUCCAAUAUGUGUUACAUUAUAGUGGUUAUGUUGUUAAUGGAUAUAGAUUUCAUGUGGAAGAUUAUGAUAAACAUUUAAGGACUCAAAAUUGUGGUGUGGCUGUUGUCGGUGAGACUGAUCAACAUAGUGAGAAUAUUGAUUACUAUGGAGUUUUAAUUGACGCUCUUGAAUUGCAAUUCACCGGAAGAAGAGUAAUUUUGUUUCGAUGUAAUUGGUUUGAUGCAUAUGAUAAAAAGAAAUGAACUAAAACAGAUGAAUAUGGUAUUGUAAAUGUUAAUUGGGGGCGAUUUUUGAAAAUAAAUGAGCCUUUUGUAUUAACGGACCAAGCAUCUCAAGUAUUUUAUGCUAAUGAUAAUUCCAACAAAGGCUGGUGUGUAGCAAGAAAGACACAAUCUCGUGAUUCCUAUGAGAUUUUGCAACAAAUGGAUGGUGAUGUUGUAGAUUUAGAAAAUCCUAUACAAAAUAAACGGAAAAGAACCGACUGAGGUUUGAUAUGAGACCAUCAAAGAAUGAAAAUGAGGUAGCAUCUAUUGGGAAAGCUACUACCAAAUAUGUGUUUGUUGCACCGGGUGUUAUAGGGAAGGGACGAGGGAGAGGGCUUAAAUCUCUAAGCUCUUUAGGGGUAUCUAGAAUAGAUAUUCCAUUUUUUCCAUCUACUGAUCAAGCUAUGAAGUACAACCAAAUUGUUGAAACGGGUGCUGUAACGAAGGGACGAGGGCGAGGGCUUCGAUUUAUGUGCUCUUUGGGGGUGUCUGAAAUGGGACCAACGAAUAAAAAACCAUUGGUUUUUGAGAAAGGGCAUAUGCAAACUAAUAUUCCAUCUUUUUCAUCUACUGAUAACAUUAUGCACUACAUCCAAAAAAAUUCAGCAAGUGCUCUAGGAAAGGGACGAAAGCAAGAGCUUAGAUCUAUGUGUUCCCUUGAAGAAUCUGAAAAUGAAGAGCGAUCUUUCCAUCAAAAUACUCAUUAUAAUUGUCAAAGCAUGUCAAGACCUUCUAAGAGUACCUUAUCUGCCGCUCAAGAAUUGCGAACAGUGAAUAAAAACCCUUUGGUUCAUGACAAGGAGAAUAUGCAGACUGAUAUUUCAUUUUCUCCUUCUGUUGAUCAAGUUAUGCAGUCCCCCCAAAAAGCUGAAGCAAGUAUUCUAGGGAAAGGACGAGGGCGAGUUAGAUCUAUGUGCUCAUUUGAGGAGUCUGAAAAUGAAGUGCGAUCCUUCUAUCCGAAUUCUCAUUAUGCUAGUCAAAAUAUGUCAAGACAUUCUAAGAGUACAAGAUUAGACUCUACCAUGUAUGCCGCUCAAGGAUUACGAACAAUGAAUCAAAAGCUUUUGUUUCAUGACAAGGAGAAUAUGCAAACUGAUAUUUCAUUUUCUCCUUCUAUUGAUCAAGUUAUGCAGUCCACCCAAACAGUUGAAACAAGUUCAGGUACUGCAGGAAAGGUAAAAAAGGUUAGAGGAAGUAACAAGUGCAAAGAAGUUGCAUCACUUGAAGUUGGAGAGAAGCUAAAAGUAACAUUCUACAAUAAUCGAACAGUUGGAAAGAAUAACAAUCUAUUUUCGAGGCACUUGGGAAAAAUAGUUUGCGACCGUAAUAUAUAUCCGUUGGGAAUAUUAUCGUGGGAUCGCAUUAAGGAAGAAAAGUUAAAUCACAUGUGGGCAGCUGUUAAGGAUAAAUUUGAGAGUGAUGACAUGGAUAUACAUCGCGAUCAUAUUUUGGGAUGGAUGAAAGAGUUAUGGAACAAAUGAAGAGGACAAGUGCAUGCAAAAUAUGUGAAGGGUAAGCCAAUCCAAGAGGCUCUUAAAAAUGUGCCCAAGGGGGUAGACAAGAAACAAUGGGAGUGGUUGGUAAAGGAACAUUUUUCUACAGAAAGUUUUCAGGCGAGAAGUAACAGGAAUGCAACAAAUAGAACUAAGUUGAAGAUGCUUCAUCGUAUUGGUAGCAAACCAAUUAGAGAGAUUAUUUAUCAAAAGGGCGGAAAAGAUGGCAAACCACCAAAUUUGGCAACUAUUUUCUUCGAGACUCGCAAGAAGAAUAACACACUUUUUGAACCUAAAACAAUCGAGAAACAUGCUCAAAUCAAGGAAUUGGUGCAGUCUGAACCGUCACUUCCUAACAUAGAGAUUGUAGAAAAAUGCUUUGAACCUCAAAGUCGUAGUCAUGUAUUUGGCUUUGAGGGUGGAUUAAAGGUGAAAGAUUUGAAAGGGGGAACUACCUCAAAAACUAAAUUAUUGGCUAAGCUACGUUCAACUAAAAAUGAAAACUAUCUUUGAAGGAUCGUCUGUCUAACUUCGAAAAUGAGAUGAGGGAACUGAGGAAAAUAAAAGAAUUAGUAUUAGCGCAACAAACUAAUUUCCAGCCUCCAGCUCAGGAGAAUGACUAUUUGGAUCCUUGAUGAUACCAAAUUCAGGCGUAGCUGGUCCCGCUCACGAGUGCUGAUUCAUUCCAG